This is a messenger RNA of Acinonyx jubatus (cheetah), 1160 nucleotides long. RefSeq names its product neurturin (gene NRTN). NCBI's taxonomy places the organism in Eukaryota, Metazoa, Chordata, Mammalia, Carnivora, Felidae. The record is from RefSeq and is a predicted model, not a curated record. The transcript has 3 exons. Gene Ontology annotation, molecular function: glial cell-derived neurotrophic factor receptor binding; growth factor activity; receptor tyrosine kinase binding. The coding region runs from base 388 to 981 and encodes 197 amino acids.
GCGCGCGGUGGAGCCGCUCCGAGCGCCCCGGCCCCUCGCGCCGCAGCCCCGGAGCCCAGCGCCGCGCUCCCAGCCCGCCCGUGCCGUCCGUGCGCCCCCGCACCCAGCGCUCUCGGAGCCGCCGGCCGUCCAGGGCACCCCCAGCCCCAGCCCCAGCCCGGCCGGGAUGGCCGCAGCCCGCGGCUGAUCGAGCCCGGGGGGGCCCCAUGGGCCGGCCCGCGCCGCGUCCCCUCCGCGGCCGCCCCCUCCGGCCCGGGCCCCCCCGGGCGCCGCGGGCCCAGGCGGCCCGGAUGGCGGUCGCGGCGGCAGGGGCAGGGGCUGGGGCCGGCGCGGGCGGCAGGCGCGGCCACCACUAACGGGUAGUCGGGCACCCCGAGCAGGCCGAGUAUGCAGCGCUGGAAGGCGGCAGCCUUAGCCUCGGUGCUCUGCAGCUCCGUGCUCUCCAUCUGGAUGUGUCGGGACGGCCUGCUCCUCAGCCACCGCCUGGGACCCGCGCUGUCCCCACUGCGCCGGCCACCUCGCACCCUGGACGCCCGGAUCGCCCGUCUGGCCCAGUAUCGCGCACUGCUGCAGGGCGCCCCGGACGCGGUGGAGCUGAGCGAGCUGACGCCCUGGGUCGGAAGGCCCCCGCGUCCGCGCCGUCGGGCGGGGCCCCGGCGGCGGCGCGCGCGUGCGCGGUCGGGGACGCGGCCGUGCGGGCUGCGCGAGCUCGAGGUGCGCGUGAGCGAGCUGGGCUUGGGCUACGCGUCCGACGAGACGGUGCUGUUCCGCUACUGCGCAGGCGCCUGCGAGGCGGCGGCGCGCGUCUACGACCUGGGGCUGCGGCGGCUCCGCCAGCGGCGGCGGGUUCGGCGGGAGCGGGUGCGCGCGCAGCCCUGCUGCCGCCCGACGGCCUACGAGGACGAGGUGUCCUUCCUGGACGCGCACAGCCGCUACCACACGGUUCACGAGCUGUCGGCGCGCGAGUGUGCCUGCGUCUGACCCUACCUCACCGGCGCCGGCGCGACGGCGCCCACCGUCCCGCCGGGCAGGCCCCGCGGCCGCAGACUGCCCCUGCGCAGACGAUGCCGUCGAGGCCCCAGGACUGUCCAAUACCCGCUCCAGAUAAAGUGUGGAAAGCGGAGCGUUGCGUCGUGAUUCCGCGUGCCGGGGGUGCCCAC